UAUGGUGGUGUUAAUGUUGUGGCGCUUGACGCUGUAGCUCCUGGCUCACACACCGAUCAGCAGUUGGCAGGACAGCCGAGUCCGGACGCUCCUCAUGCGGGGAUGUGUCGGGAUUUUUCUUUUUUGCUUUUUCUUUUUUUUUUUUCUUUUUGUGCGCUGACGUCUCCAAAGGUGUGACUGCACGAGAGUUGUGUCACAACAUUUGAAUAUUUAUUUGAAAAAAAAAAAAAAAAAAAAUGAGAAAGCGAAUGUUACAAUCUGCUCCCGGGGAAUAGCUGAGUGACACGGAUCAAGUUUGAGGAGCGGAGCUGUUCUGGUGCUGGAAGGAGUCAGGCGCAUCUGGGGGGGGAGCGCGCUCGGUUGGGACUUCAGAUCCGAGCUUUCAACCACCGUGGAGGGGGGUUGCAGGAUGAGACGCGGGGAAGAGGAGAGCCACUCGGGCAUCACGUUAGCGUUUGUGCCCACGGCGUGAUUUACAGUUCCCCCCCACUCCCUCCACCCCCACAAUGGAGGAGAAGUUCAACAGACUCAUCUUCAUCCCCAUCGCGGCGGUUCUCUUCCUGAUGAUCGGCUACCAGUACGUGUGCCCGGCGGACAGCAACACCUGCUACUUCAGAGGAGACGAGCAGGGGCUCUUCGAGCGCUUCUCCUCCUCCUCUUCCUCCUCCUCGGGGGAUGAGUUACUUUAUGCGGAGCCCGAGGCGGACGAGGACGCCCCCUCCAGGAUCACGUCCAGGUUCAACUUCACGGAGCGGGACCUGGACCGGCACGUCGACUUCAACAUCCGCGCGGACGACGUGAUGGUGUUCCUCCACAUCCAGAAGACCGGCGGGACGACGUUCGGCCGGCACCUGGUCAAGAACAUCCAGCUGGAGCGGCCCUGCGACUGCAUGCCCGGCCAGAGGAAGUGCACCUGCCACCGGCCCGGUAAAGCCGAGUCGUGGCUCUUCUCCCGGUUCUCCACGGGCUGGAGCUGCGGGCUGCACGCCGACUGGACCGAGCUCACCAGCUGCGUGCCCGGGGUGAUGAACAAGAGGGACAAGAAGAGUGCCCCGAAGAGCAAGAGGAACUUCUACUACAUCACUAUGCUCCGCGACCCCGUGUCACGCUACCUCAGCGAGUGGAAGCACGUGCAGCGCGGCGCCACUUGGAAGACCGCCCUCCACAUGUGCGACGGCCGCCCGCCGACCGAGGACGAGCUCCCCGCCUGCUACAGCGGCGAGGACUGGACCGGCGUGCCCCUGGCCGACUUCAUGAACUGCCCCUCGAACCUCGCCAACAACCGGCAGGUCCGCAUGCUGGCCGACCUCAGCCUGGUGGGCUGCUACAACAUGUCGUCGAUGAGCGAGCUGGAGCGGGGCCAGGUGCUGCUCGCCAGCGCCAAGGCCAACCUGCGCAACAUGGCCUUCUACGGCCUGACGGAGUUCCAGCGCAAGACGCAGUACCUGUUCGAGCGGACGUUCGGCCUGCGCUUCAUCCGGGCCUUCACGCAGAUCAACAGCACGCGCGCCGCCAGCGUGGGCAUCAGCGAGAAGGUGCGCUGGCGCAUCGAGGGCCUCAACGCCCUCGACGUGGAGCUGUACGAGUACGCCAAGGAGCUGUUCCUGCGGCGCUACCAGUACAACCGGCAGAGGCAGCACCAGGAGGAGCGGGUGAGGAGGCGGCAAGAGAGGCAGCACAGGCAGCGGAUGCACAGGACCUAUCUGGCUGAGCUGUGGAGACUGGGAGGAGGAGGUGGAGGAGGAGAGGAGGAGGACGGGGAGGAGGAGGAGGAAGAGGAGGCGAAGGUGCUACAGGUGGUAGCCACCACCGAGGACUACAGCAGCCAGGUGGUUCGGUGGUGAGGAGAAAACUAAAAACAGUGACUAACCGCUGGUUGAUUCAUUGUGCUUUACUCUCCUCCCUCCAUCUCCCUGCAUCGAGCCUCUGCUGUGAAUCUGCCAAAACCUCCCGCCCUCAUAGCCUCGUAGCGCUUUGUUGGACCGCCAAAUGAUGUCUUAAUAUUUAUGAUGGAUGUACUUGUCAUGGCAACACAAACACUUUGUAAUUAGGUUCAUUUCUUAUGGCUAUUUUCGGCGAGGCAGUUGUGAAAUGUAUUUAUUUAUUAGCGGGUGCUUUGAAUGUCCUCGGAGCCGUGAAAGCGCUUCUGAAAUUAACUCCAAGAACCGAGAAAAGAUCUGAUUCGCGAAGACGCCCCGCGGCGGGCGACCGACUUCUGCUGAAGGAUGCUCAGUGUCAUGUUCGUGAUCUAGCGCCGUGUUGAUCAGUGAAACCUUGUAGUCGCUCUGUGGUGUUUGGCUUCGUAAGAAUAUCAAAGCACAAACCUGGCAAUAGUCUGCGGUGUGUGUUAUUUUUUUCUCCUUCUUCUUCUUCUUCUUCUUUCUGACUGAUUAAGCUGCAGCAGCAAACAGAAACGAGCCAAUUUCUUGCAGGAAAUGUGUUCAAUAAAAACAUGCAGCAUCCAGCGAUGUUAAUUUGUACCUGACGGACUCUCUCUGGUGUGCAUGAUGUGGGCACGCACGUGUUCUUGCCCUGCUCCUUCUUUUUUUUUCAUUUUUUUUUUUUUCACGGCAUGUUCUCACCAUAAAAAAUCUGAAAAACUUCA
Molecule: messenger RNA, 2605 nt
Organism: Mugil cephalus (flathead mullet)
Lineage: Eukaryota; Metazoa; Chordata; Actinopteri; Mugiliformes; Mugilidae
Product: heparan-sulfate 6-O-sulfotransferase 3-B-like
Exons: 2
Coding region: 507-1844 (445 amino acids)
Cellular component (GO): membrane
Molecular function (GO): heparan sulfate 6-sulfotransferase activity
Source: RefSeq, a predicted model, not a curated record